GGCCGGGGCCGUUUCAGGUACUUUAGUAUACAGCAUAGAGUAAGUAAUUUUUUUUUACUUUCUCUAUGGUAUACAGUUCAUUGGGCGUAGCAUGGGUGUAGGUCCGAACCGUAUUUUGGUAUUUUUGUACGGUAUUGUACGCCAUGUUUUCAGCCUUCAAUCCGAAUUUAUGGAAUUCAGGAAUCUUUUCAAAUGGCUUGUACGGUAAUACGCCUCACAAAACAUCCCCCCAUAGAUAAAGACGAGCAGGAUAAAGACCCUAGGGGAAUUUCAGAAUCCGGAGGGAACGAUGUCAAAUUCCCAUUUGUUCCUGAAACCGGCCUUCAUAACAACUCCAGGCCAGAAUGGAGUUGGCCGAUACGUUUGCCAGUUGCAGCGGGUUGUCCUGAAGUUCUGCAUGAGCCAUGGGAGCAGCCGCGGAGUUCGGGAGUUCAUCGAAACCCGACUGCUGGAGUUUGUGAAGGAGAGUCCGGAAGUGGCUGUGUACUUGAAACCCCGCCGACACAAAUCGCCGAUCAUCAAGGCGGAGUACUUGAAUGGCGAAACGCAAUGGGUCAACGCCAGACAGUUCACAGAUGACGAAGUCCUCAAGUGGCUCAACCUGCUCAAGUCACAGUCCUCGAACCGCUCGGGCGUCCGGCUGAGGAAACUGAUGCACACUGAUUUCCCGUCCAUCCAGGGGCCGUGGACGCCUUAUUUGUUCAGGGAUCCUCAGCUCAAUUUGGCGCGUUUCCCCAGCGAGGAACUCUCGAGGCCGCUGCAUGGCACGAAGACAGCCACCCAGCAGCUCUUCGAAAUAUUUGAGAAGCAAAAAGCGGCACAAAAUGCCAACAGUAGCUAAGUGGUGUUUUGCAGUUCCAGUAGCGACGCUUCGACUUAUGUUUGGUCUUUGUGUGUGUAACCAAAUGGACUAGGAAUAAAAAGGAAAAUACUGA
This is a messenger RNA of Dendroctonus ponderosae (mountain pine beetle), 935 nucleotides long. RefSeq names its product 39S ribosomal protein L43, mitochondrial-like. The record is from RefSeq and is a predicted model, not a curated record. The transcript is spliced from 6 exons. NCBI's taxonomy places the organism in Eukaryota, Metazoa, Arthropoda, Insecta, Coleoptera, Curculionidae. Gene Ontology annotation, molecular function: structural constituent of ribosome. The coding region runs from base 290 to 841 and encodes 183 amino acids. Gene Ontology annotation, biological process: mitochondrial translation. Gene Ontology annotation, cellular component: mitochondrial large ribosomal subunit.